Molecule: messenger RNA, 336 nt
Organism: Trichoderma aggressivum f. europaeum
Lineage: Eukaryota; Fungi; Ascomycota; Sordariomycetes; Hypocreales; Hypocreaceae
Exons: 1
Coding region: 1-336 (111 amino acids)
Source: RefSeq, a predicted model, not a curated record
AUGGGUACAGAUAACAAUACUGCUGAAGAUCUCCAGAAGAUCAACAACCAAACAUUAGGGACAGAUGGAAAUGCGUUUCCAGUUGUAACGCUUCCAGGCGGUCAAAAGGUCCCAACUGGCACUGUGGGAGCACUUCUCGUCAACAUCAAGUCAUACGACGCCGGCAAUGAUGAGGAGAGGAAAAACAUAGAACCGGCAAUUCGGGCCGCAAUACCCGUUCUCCAGCGAGUCGGCAUGUUUGAUCUAUUUAAGCCGCAGGAAUGGAUUCAAGGAGGUAGCCCGGGGCGGGCUCUCGUCGGAAAACUUGCCUUAGAGCAUGGAAAGGCAGAACAAUAA